AUGAAGGACCUUGGAACAUUGAAAUAUUUCUUGGGGCUGGAAGUUUCACGAACAGCUGCUGGUAUCUCUGUGUUCAAUCGAAAAUAUGCCUUAGAACUAUUGUCUGAUGCUGGUCUUUUAGGCUGCAAAUCAAUAAGCACACCUAUGGAACCAAAUUUGAAAUUGUCUUCCUCUGAUGGGGAAAUUCUUUCAGACUCAACAGGAUAUAGAAGAUUUAUUGGAAAGCUCAUCUAUCUCACUAUUGCCAGGCUAGAUAUUACAUAUGCUGUGAAUCGGUUUAACCAAUUUCUAGCCUCAUCACGUGACUCUCACCUUAAGGCAGCAACUCGGGUUCUACAAUAUAUUAAAAGUGCUCCAGGCCAAGGGAUUUUUUAUCCUGCUAAUUCAAAGUUGCAGCUUAAAGGGUUCAUAGAUUCAGAUUGGGCGGCAUGUCCUGACACUCGCCAUUCUAUAAGUGUUUUUUGCAUUUUUCUUGGUUCAUCCCUAAUAUCUUGGAAAUCAAAGAAACAAUAG
Ziziphus jujuba (common jujube) is the source of this 513-nucleotide messenger RNA. RefSeq lists its product as uncharacterized. The record is from RefSeq and is a predicted model, not a curated record. Bases 1 to 513 code for a protein of 170 amino acids. The transcript has a single exon. NCBI's taxonomy places the organism in Eukaryota, Viridiplantae, Streptophyta, Magnoliopsida, Rosales, Rhamnaceae.